This is a messenger RNA of Racocetra persica, 2451 nucleotides long. Lineage: Eukaryota; Fungi; Glomeromycota; Glomeromycetes; Diversisporales; Gigasporaceae. The record is from the annotation of a GenBank genome assembly.
AUGUUCCAACAAGGGUUUCAACAAGGAUUUCAACAAGGGUUCCAACAAGUUGUUUCAUAUGUGGCCGGAACAUCAGUGCUUCGGCAGUAUGAUGUUGGGGAUCAAAUUGCUAGUGCAGGUUUAUGGAAAAUACAUUCAGGAACUAAAAAGACAACUGGUCAAAAAGUAGCUAUAUUUAUAUUUGAAAAAAAGAUUUUUGAUAAUACUUUGCUAAAGAGUUAUGAAAAAAAAGAAACGGAAAAAGUUUAUCAAGUUUUAAAGAGAGAGGCUAGUCAGCUCGCAAGACUUCGUCAUCCAUCACUACUUGAAGUUGUUGAGGCAGUAGAAGAAUCAAGAACUGUAAUUACAUUUGCAACAGAACCUAUUUUAGCAUCUCUUGCUAAUUUACUUGGAAAUACUGAAAAUUUAUCAAUGGUUCCUGAUGAUAUCAAAAACUUUGAACUGGAUGAGUUAGAGAUUCAGAAAGGCUUAUUGCAAGUUGGCAAAGGCCUUCAAUUUUGUCAUAAUGAUGCAAAAAUUGUUCACUCAAAUCUCGUUCCAGAAGCCAUAUUUGUAAAUAUUAAGGGCGAUUGGAAAAUUGGAGGUUUCGGAUUUAGUACUUUUCUCAACAAUCCGGAUGUACGACCGGACUAUGAAUAUCCUGAUUAUGAUUCACGGAUACCAUGUUAUGCUCAAAAAAAUUAUGAUUAUAUGGCUCCAGAGUUUGUGUUAGAUGAAUCACUUGAAUUUGCAAAUGAUAUGUUUGCUCUUGGUUGUUUAAUAUACACAGUACAUAGUCAUGGAAGACCUCCAAUGGAAAAUCGCAAUAGUAUACAUAAUUAUCGCAAGAAUAUUGAAAGGUUAUCAUCGACUAAAAUGACUGCUGCUGAGUUCCAGACAAGCAAAUAUUUUGAUAAUGUUCUUGUUUCCACUGUCAAAUUUUUUGAAAGUUUUCCCGAAAAGACCAAGGAUGACAAAAUUAGUUUUAUGAAAGGGCUAGUUCGAAUAUUACCCCAGUUUCCUGAAAGAGUUUUGUUACGCAAGAUUUUACCAUGCCUUCUUCAAGAAAUUAAGGAUCAUAGUCUUUUACCCUAUACUCUUCCUAAUAUUUUCUUUAUCUCUCAAAAAUUGUCAUCUACUGAUUUUUGUGAGAAAGUCCUUCGUCCCUUAAAGCCGAUUUUUGUUGUUUCCGAGCCCGUGCAAAACUUAAUCACAUGUCUAGAUCAGAUGGAAUUGUUUAAACAAAAAACAUCAUCUUCAGUUUUCAAGGAUGAUGUAAUGCCUUUAAUUUAUAAUGCUUUGGAGGCAAAGUCACCUGUAAUACAAGAAAAAGUCCUUAGAGUUAUACCAACGAUAGUAGAUUCGCUAGACAUUCUUACUAUUAAAUCAUCUCUGUUUCCUAGAAUACAGAAUUUAUUUGUUCAUACAACAAUAUUGGCCGUCAAAGUUACAACAUUAAUUUGUUUACAUUCACUAGUUAAAUCACUAGACAGUUUCACUUUAACUGAAAAGUUGAUGCCAUUGUUAAGAGGUAUCAAGACAAAAGAGCCAUCUGUAAUGAUUACAACACUUGCUGUAUAUGAUGAAAUGGGAAAGCAUGUUGAAAAGGAUGUUAUUGCUACAGAGAUUUUACCACAGUUAUGGAAAAUGUCUGUAGUACCUACCCUUAAUAUGGACCAAAAAUUUAUGAAGGCGAUAAAAUUAUUGUCAACGAGGGUAGAAGAAGAACAUUCUAAACAGCUUAGAGACAUUAAGAAUAUCGAAGAACAUACUAAAAAAUAUAUCGAAGGAGGAAAUGUUGGAUCUUCAAUUGAUUUUGAGAAACUGGUUGGAGCUACGAGUGGAGUGACUAAUAGCACUAAUGGUGUUGUCAAUGGACAAAGCAAGGUGCAAAUGGAAAUGCAUCCAAAUUCAUUUACUUUAGAAACCAUUAAUUUGGCAUCCUCAAAUAAUUCAAUGGCACCAUUAAAUGGAAGUAUACAACCAGACAUUUUCUCUUCAACUAUACCAACAACUUCAACAGUACAUUCUCAAUCUCGAAAUUCAAUGAAUUCAAUGAAUUCCUUGAAUUCUUUGAAUUCCUUUCCAAGUCCAAUAAACAACAUUCAACCUUCAAGCAAUUUUAAUUCGUUAUCUCAACAACCAGUGAACGGCAAUCUAUCAUCUCUUAACCACGCUCAGCAACUUUCUAACCAAAACACACAUUCGUUCAAUAAUAAUAUUCCAUCACUUCCUCCACCUAAAACUGGCACAACACAACGUCCUAAUACACCGACAAUGCCAACGCGCACUUCUAAUAUUACGUCAGACUUAUUUAAUACUAUUCCAGGACCAAAAUUUAGUUCUGGAGGUAUACUUCAACCUGGAGGUAUACUUCAACCUAAUGUUAUGAAGCCAACUAAUAAUAAUUCAGGAAAUCAAAAGAUAUCUCAGGCGGAUUUAACAAUGUUUGAUCCAUUUUCUAAGUCAUGA